Acanthoscelides obtectus is the source of this 621-nucleotide messenger RNA. Lineage: Eukaryota; Metazoa; Arthropoda; Insecta; Coleoptera; Chrysomelidae. The record is from the annotation of a GenBank genome assembly.
AUGGAACUCAACCAAGAAAAUUUUCGCGCCAUAAUUUAUUACAACUUUCAGAGGGAAUUAUCGCAACAAAAAUGCCUUGCUGAGUUACUGUCUGUUUUCGGCAACGAAGCGCCACCUCUUAGCGACGAUCCCAGGGUGGGUGCACCAAAAACGGCAGUCACCCAGGAAAACCCAACAAAAGUCAUCCGUUCUCGAAGUGUUUCGAAAAAGCUGGUCGCGAUAUUUGUGUCAAAAGCGGGUCAUGAGCAAAGAACUGUUACUGAGGAUUGGUAUACCACCAUUUGUUUGACAAAAAUCAUCACCGAGCUUCGAAAAAUCAACCCGGAAAGAAGAAUCAUCUUCCACCAAGACAAUGCAAGCUCGCACACAGCCCAAAAAACAAGGCAGUAUUUAACGGAAGAAAACGAGGAAUUAUUGGACCAUCCUCCAUAUAGUCCCGAUCUAAGUCCUAACGAUUUCUUUACUUUCCCGAAAAUUAAAAACAGACUGCGCGGUCAAAGGUUCCAGUCACCAAAAGAAGCAGUUGAUGCAUUCAAAAAUGCCGUUUUGGAUCUGCCAGAAAACGAGUGGAAUAAGUGCUUCGAAAAUUGGUUCGAGCGCAUGCAGAUGUAUACUACAUAA